AAUAAUAAUAAUAAUAACAAUAAUUAUAAUGAUGAUGAUAAUAAUAAUCAUAAUAAUAAUAAUAAUAAUAAUAAUAAUAAUAAUAAUAAUAAUAAUAAUAAUAAUAAUAAUAAAAAUAAUAAUAAUAAUAAUAAUAAAAACAACAAUAAUGAUAACAAUCAUAAUAACAAUCAUAAUAAUAAUAGUAAUAAUAAUAAUAAUAAUAAUAAUAAUAAUAAUAAUAACAACAACAACAACAACAACAACAACAAUAACAAUCACAAUAAUAAUAAUAAUAGUAAUAAUAAUAAUAAUAAUAAUAAUAAUAAUAAUAAUAAUAAUAAUAAUAAUAAUAAUAAUAACAAUAACAACAGUAACAAUAAUAAUAACAAUAAUAAUAACAAUAACAAUAACAAUAAUAAUAAUAACAACAAUAAUAAUAAUAAUAAUAAUAAUAAUAAUAAUAAUAAUAAUAAUAAUAAUAAUAAUAAUAAUAUUAAUAUUGAUAAUAAUAAUAAUAAUAAUAAUAAUAAUAAUAAUAAUAAUAAUAAUAAUAAUAAUAUUAAUAAUAAUAAUAAUAAUAAUAAUAAUAAUAAUAAUAAUAAUAAUAACUAUAAUAACUAUAAUAAUAAUAAUAAUAAUAAUAAUAAUAAUAAUAAUAAUAAUAAUAAUAAUAAUAAUAGUAAUAAUAAUAAUAAGAAUUAUAGUUAUAAUAAUAAUAGAUUUAAUAAUAAUAAUAAUAAUAAUAAUAAUAAUAAUAAUAAAAAUAAUAAUAAUAAUAAUUUUUGUAAUAAUAAUAAUAAUAAUAAUAAUAAUAAUAAUAAUAACAACAACAACAACAACAAAACCAACAAUAACAAUCACAAUAAUAAUAAUAAUAGUAAUAAUAAUAAUAAUAAUAAUAAUAAUAAUAAUAAUAAUAAUAUUAAUAAUAAUAAUAAUAACAAUAAC
This is a messenger RNA of Amaranthus tricolor (Joseph's coat), 930 nucleotides long. RefSeq lists its product as uncharacterized. The record is from RefSeq and is a predicted model, not a curated record. The annotation marks the transcript as partial. The transcript has 3 exons. NCBI's taxonomy places the organism in Eukaryota, Viridiplantae, Streptophyta, Magnoliopsida, Caryophyllales, Amaranthaceae.